AUGGGAUUGAUUAGAUCAUUCUGUUUUAAUUGUCAACAACCAAAUUAUUUUGGAUUGUUUACAUAUAAUGACGAUUGGCAGUACACUACUAUUGAAUUGUCUACUGGAAACACCAACAAAUCUCAAUCUAUUUCAUUGGAUACCUCUGGUAUUGUAUUUUCAAUCCUUAAUAUCAGUGACAAUGGUGAUAGUGUCCUUUCAAUAGUAGCGGAUGGCAACAUCUUUGCUUUAACUAGUUUUAACUCUCUGGAUAAUCAAUUUAAAAUAUUUAGUAAUGUUUCAAAUGAUAUCACUUUUGAAUUCCAAUUUCAACCGGUUUCGUAUGAUGCCAAAACAAAUAAAGCAUACUAUGUUUCUUUAGUCCAGGUUGCCUAUGAUGACAUUUUAUCGAUCAUGGAAUUCAACUUUAAUACCCAUCAAGUUAGUAUUUUUGAAGUGAGAGCCACUCUUCAACUUCAAGGUCUGCCAAUCGGUGUCUAUGAUUCCGAUUCCAAUAUAUUCUACUCGUUCGUCGUUGACAAACACCAAAUUCAAUAUAUACUGUCGCACUCGAUCGCAACUCAGAAAGAUCUUGUAAACACACUAAAUAUAACCUUUAACGAUGGACCGUCAUCGCUUUUCUACCACAAUCAAUAUUUAUACCUAUGUCAAAUGUCUACAGAGACAGGCAAUACUUUUAUCUAUAGAUUCAACACCACAAGUUGGUCACACGAAACCAUCUACUCUGGAGCCAACACCUACUUCCUAGGAAUGAUGCAACCUUUCUACCAAAGUAAUAACUAUAUUGUUAUUUUCAAUCAGAAUGAAAUACAACAACCUAUAUCCAUAGACUAUCUCAAUUUAGAUAAUCUAAAUGUUACAACGAGUACCGGUCUGAAUAAUACUAUACCGAAAGCAAAAGAUGGCUAUUACUUUGGACAGGCGUAUACAUCGGAAUACAAUCAUCUCAUUCCAGUUUAA
Messenger RNA from Heterostelium album PN500, 960 nucleotides. RefSeq lists its product as uncharacterized. The transcript is spliced from 3 exons. Lineage: Eukaryota; Evosea; Eumycetozoa; Acytosteliales; Acytosteliaceae. The record is from RefSeq and is a predicted model, not a curated record. The coding region runs from base 1 to 960 and encodes 319 amino acids.